This is a messenger RNA of Erythranthe guttata (spotted monkey flower), 492 nucleotides long. RefSeq names its product pectinesterase inhibitor. Gene Ontology annotation, biological process: negative regulation of catalytic activity. Lineage: Eukaryota; Viridiplantae; Streptophyta; Magnoliopsida; Lamiales; Phrymaceae. Gene Ontology annotation, molecular function: pectinesterase inhibitor activity. The record is from RefSeq and is a predicted model, not a curated record.
AUGGCUUCCAUUUUCUUUUGUGCCUUUCUAUCACUAUCUUUAGCUAUCCUAUCCAUCAGUUGUGAAGCUGACUUGAUAGGAAAUGUUUGUUCCCAAUCAACGAACCCCUCUUUAUGCAACAACAUUCUUACAUCGGACCCUCGUUCUCGUACCGCAGAUCUUCGAGGUUUGGGACAAAUCUUGGUCGAAAACGCCAAAGCCGCCACACAGGACACAAUCAACGUUGCAAAUUCAAUCGGCGGAGGCAAAGCUGGCACGUGUGUCAGUGUUUGCGGUGACGCAAUUGAUAACUUGAACCAGUGCUCUACUUUCUUGAAGAGAUCGGACAGAGCGAGUGUCAGUGAUCUCCAAACAAAAGGCUCGGCGGCUCUAACGGAUAUGGGCACGUGCGACGAUGAGUUUGGAGAUAGCGAGCCAGCUAAUCUGAAGCAAGCCAGCCGCAAAGCGCAAGAUAUCAUCGACAUGCUUCUUGUCGUUGCGAAUAGUUUGUAG